Stegastes partitus (bicolor damselfish) is the source of this 1431-nucleotide messenger RNA. RefSeq names its product zinc finger protein 239-like. NCBI's taxonomy places the organism in Eukaryota, Metazoa, Chordata, Actinopteri, Pomacentridae. Gene Ontology annotation, molecular function: DNA-binding transcription factor activity, RNA polymerase II-specific; RNA polymerase II cis-regulatory region sequence-specific DNA binding. The transcript is spliced from 3 exons. The record is from RefSeq and is a predicted model, not a curated record. Gene Ontology annotation, biological process: regulation of DNA-templated transcription. The coding region runs from base 83 to 790 and encodes 235 amino acids.
GAGAACUCACACAGGUGAGAAGCCGUUCUCUUGCAAAACCUGUGGAAAAAGUUUCAGUCAAGGACGUCAUUUGAAAACCCACAUGAGAACUCACACAGGUGAGAAGCCGUUCUCUUGUAAAACCUGCGGAAAAGGUUUCAGUCAAGGAGGUCAUUUGAAAGUCCACAUGAGAAUUCACACAGGUGAGAAGCCGUACUCUUGUGAAACCUGCGGACAAGGUUUCAGUCAAAGAGGUUCUUUGAAAAUCCACAUGAGAACUCACACAGGUGAGAAGCCGUACUCUUGUGAAACCUGCGGAAAAGGUUUCAGUCAAGGAGAUAGUUUGAAAGUCCACAUGAGAACCCACACAGGUGAGAAGCCGUAUGUUUGUAACACAUGUGGAAAAAGAUUUUUUGACCUAUCGGCACAUAAAAGGCACACAGCAAUCCACAAAGAGGAAAAGCCAUAUUCUUGUGGAACAUGUGGGAAAAGUUUUCGUCAUCGGGAUAACUUAGUGAUUCACAUGAGAACUCACACAGGUGAGAAGCCGUACUCUUGUGAAACCUGCGGGAAAGGUUUCAGUCAAAGAAGUUAUUUGAAAGUCCACAUGAGAAUUCACACAGGUGAGAAGCCGUACGUUUGUAACACAUGUGGGAAACAUUUCUGUCGUCAGAGUAACUUGGUGUUUCACUUGAGAACUCACACAAAUGAGAUGCUGUACUCUUGUGAAACCUGCGGAAAAAGUUUCAGUGAUGCAGGUGGUUUGAAAGUCCACAUGAGAACUCACACAGGUGAGAAACCGUCACUCUGAAACAUCUGGGGAAGAAAUAACUUGAACAGGUUAAAAGUUUUACAGCAGCUUCAGACUGUGCUUCAACAAUAAUUGUGAGGAAAUAUGUCAGCAGUCCUUGAUGAUCAGACCAGAUGGAGUCUGGACUGUGGUGGUGGUGGUGGAGCCACAAGAAGAUCCAGCCUGAACAUCUGGAUCAAUGUAGUAUUGGUACAGGCUGCUGUAUUUUUGGUAUCAUACUUCAUCCUUCAUCAGCGUAGCAGUGAUGUGAGAUAUUGUGAAGCUCUUUGGAACAUUUUCACAUCCUGCUGGAAGAACAUGGCUGAUCAUGUGUGAACAUACUGCUGGAGUCCAAGCAGCUCGAGUGCUGCUGUCUUUAAAGUAAAAGGAUGCAAAGAAAUACUGAGGCGUUAUGACAGUAGGACACAGCAGAGUGUGUCAUUGCAAGAGAAGACUGUGUGAUUCAUGUGUGAUUUAAAAUGUGAUCUCCACAGGCUGUGAUGCUGUACAGGUCAAACUGUGUGAAAACUUCAGCCAUAUGUCAUGAAUUUAAUCUGUCAUCUGUUUGUUCCUCAUCAGUGAUUUAUUUCUUGAUGCAUUAUUGGAAAUGCUAAACUUGUUUUAAACUCCAUAUUGAUUGUAAAUAAACUUCAAAAACUGUC